GAGGAGAAUGGUGAAAGAGAAAAUGAUUCAAUGCAAGGACGGACAGGAGAAGGAGACGCUGAGCUCAACUUACACAUCACUGGACAAAGAAGUGAAGAAGAGUGCUAGGAAGGACAAAAGACGAUUCUACGACAACCUCGCCACUGAAGCUGAGAAGGCAGCAGGCAAAAGGGACCUGAGGACACUAUAUCAGAUAACCAAAUCUCUAUCCGGGAAGAGACCAACACAAGCGAAACCUAUAAAAGACAGCCAAGGGAAGCCCAUUACCAAGGAAGAAAAACAGAUUAAACAAUGGGCGGAUCACUUCAAAGGACUCUUGAACCGACCACCACCUGCAACCCGUCCAGAAAUACCAACAACAGCGCGCACACAACUGCAAGUUGACACCAAUCCUCCAACGAGAGCUGAAGUCUUGAAUGCAAUCAAACUUCUGAAAGCUGGAAAAACAGCCGGACCAGAUGGAAUACCCCCUGAAGCACUGAAAGCAGACCCAGAGACGACAGCAGACAUGCUGACUCCAUUAUUGCAAAAGGUCUGGAAGGAGGGAAAGGUGCCUACUGACUGGAGGAAAGGUUACCUCGUGAAACUACCAAAGAAGGGCGACUUACGCCUCACUCUGCAAGAACUGGCGAGGAAUCAUGCUCCUAUCGACGCCAAGUAAAAUCCUGAGUCGCAUCAUCCUGGAGAGAUUAAAGGACGCACUGGAGACAGAACUCCGACCAGAACAAGCUGGAUUCAGGAAAGGCAAAUCAUGUACUGACCAAAUUGCAACUCUACGCAUCAUCAUCGAACAAAGCAUGGAAUGGCAAUCAAACCUCUACCUCAACUUUAUAGACUUUGAGAAGGCCUUCGACAGCGUUGAUCGUGAAGUAAUUUGGAAAUUACUCGAGUACUAUGGCGUACCCCAAAUAUUCAUCAACCUUAUUCAACAGCUGUACGACAACGGCACCUGCCAAGUGAUCCACAACGGAAGACUCAGCGAGGCGUUUGGAGUAAACACAGGAGUCAGACAAGGGUGCUUACUAUCACCAAUGAUAUUCCUAAUUGUGGUGGAUGACUGGAUUAUGCGUCAGACUGUGGGAAACGAGAAGACAGGAAUAUCCUGGACCGACGUGAAGAACCUAGAAGACCUGGAUUUCGCGCGUGGAUGAUUUAUGUU
Messenger RNA from Trichobilharzia regenti, 1159 nucleotides. Lineage: Eukaryota; Metazoa; Platyhelminthes; Trematoda; Strigeidida; Schistosomatidae. The record is from the annotation of a GenBank genome assembly.